AUCUUUUCAAUUACUAAUAAUUUAAAUAAUGAAUUUAUAUUCCCCCCAAAAUCAAGGAAAUGUAGGGUUUUGUAACUCCCAUUCGUAAAUUCAAAUUAAUGCUCACAUCACAUAUACAUUCACGCAGGUGAUAUGUUAUGCUCCUGGCCUGAAUUCUUAGCUCUCUUCUACCGAUCUACUAUGGGUUGUUUGUUUGGUUGCUUUCAGCUCAGAGACGAUCGUCGCCGUCCGUCUCAUCUCGUCUCGCAAUCACACCCGUCGAUUGCCGCUGAGCCUGUGUUGAAUCGAAGUCGUAAAAGGCUUGGAGCUCUGUUGCGAGAGAAUGAUGGUUCUGAAGAGAGAGGUGGUUCUGUAUACGAUGAGAAGAAACUUGAUGUUGCGAAGAGUGUUGAGCAGGAUUUCGACGUUGAAGGACUCAGAGAUGAGGCCAAGUUCCUAAAAGCAUGUGGUGCCUUACCUGCAACUCCUGCUGAGAUUCGGAAAUCAGAACAGUCACUCCCGAAUCACGAUUCAGAGGACUCUAAGUUUCAUUCUUGGCUUCCUGAUGCUUCCUUUCAGAAGCUGAAUCUGGAUAUGCAAUGUAAUCAAUCUCCUAUGCCUGCAAACCGAUAUGAUGGAUGGGUGACUGGAUCAGAUUCUUUAGAUUGUACUCCCAGCAGUUGUAUAACGAGUGGACAAAAUCCAAUGUGGGGUUCUGCUAGUACUAGUGAUGCUACUGAUACAGCUAACUCUGGCAUGGGCAUUCAGGUUCAUGGUGAUCAGACCACUUUCGAUCAAAAAAGAAACAAGUCCAUGCAGUUCCACUGCCAUUCGGAUGAGUCUUCAAUUUCAUCGAAAGGCUAUUCUGAAGUUUCUUGCCCAAGCUUAAACCGAUCAGAAUUAGUUGGUACUGAAAGUUUAUCAAGAUCACCUUACCCAACCCCCUUGCAACUAAGUGAUGAUAUGCAAACUCCUGGAACUGUUUUCCCUUCAUAUAUACAUGAUAUGGAAAAUGGAAAAAAUCCCAGGAUAAGGUCUCAGUAUGUCCACUCACUUUUGAACCCUGUUGAAAAUUCUUCACAAUGGAACAUGCUUAAGGAAGAAGACUCUGAGUCCAGUCAACUGUCAUCUAGCCUCACAGAAUCACUAGAGCAAGGUGAUAAAACAACUCAUCAAGAAGUAGGAAUGAUGCCAGAAUCUGUUGAGAAAGAUACAAAGGUGGAUGAAAGCUUAUCUUCUUGGCUGAAACCAGUUAAUAAAAAUGGUAAUAAUCAGCGGACUGUAUCCUUUGCUAGUGAAAAGGUUUAUUAUGGCAAAAACCUUGGAGACCGUCCUAUCAUUGGGAUGGUUGCUGCCCACUGGAAUGAAGAAGAACCUCCUCGUGUCGAACCAAAAUGGUGGGAUGGAAAUGGAAUCCCAAAUUCUACUACCAAGUACAAAGAGGAUCAAAAAGUAAGUUGGCACGCGACACCUUUUGAAGAAAGAUUAGAAAAGGCUUUGUCUGAAGAGUCUUCCAUCACCCAGAGGAAAACUCGUAGUGGGACGCCAGUAAAGUUCAAUGAAAAGGAGGAGUGUGAUACUGCUAUAUCUCAGAUCAAAUCUUCAACUCAUUUCAACUCGGUGGUUUCAUGCUAAUGUAUGAGUUUUAUGUACCGUAUCCGACCAUUCUGCUGAAUGACUUUUGUGAUUUGGUUAAUUCAGAUCUUCUGCUCUGGAUUUAGAUUGCAGUGUGUGAACAUUUAUGAUGAUAUUGUAACAAAUUCUGAACUGUUUUGCUCGCUUGACGUUGCUGUUUCUGGAGCAUGAACAAUAGUACUUUCUACUGUAAAUAAGUUAGAAUUCAUUGGGCUGGGAAUCAUUAUUGCCUUUCAAAUGAUAUAUUCUUAAGAUGGUUCUGUACAAUCAUUAAACGGUAAUGUCUUUAUCCCUA
Daucus carota subsp. sativus is the source of this 1909-nucleotide messenger RNA. Its product is annotated as protein JASON. The transcript is spliced from 7 exons. The record is from RefSeq and is a predicted model, not a curated record. Lineage: Eukaryota; Viridiplantae; Streptophyta; Magnoliopsida; Apiales; Apiaceae. Gene Ontology annotation, biological process: male meiosis II. Bases 133 to 1614 code for a protein of 493 amino acids.